This is a messenger RNA of Acanthisitta chloris (rifleman), 2013 nucleotides long. It is a transcript of the gene QARS1, whose product is annotated as glutaminyl-tRNA synthetase. The annotation marks the transcript as partial. Gene Ontology annotation, biological process: glutaminyl-tRNA aminoacylation; translation. Gene Ontology annotation, cellular component: aminoacyl-tRNA synthetase multienzyme complex; cytoplasm; cytosol. The transcript has 22 exons. The record is from RefSeq and is a predicted model, not a curated record. Gene Ontology annotation, molecular function: ATP binding; glutamine-tRNA ligase activity. NCBI's taxonomy places the organism in Eukaryota, Metazoa, Chordata, Aves, Passeriformes, Acanthisittidae.
GCGGAGUUCGAGCGAGCGUGCGGCGUGGGAGUCUGCAUCACCCCCGAGCAGAUCGAGGAGGCUGUAGAGGCUGUGAUCACUGAGCACCGAGCGGAGCUGCUGGCACAGCGCUACCACUUCAACAUGGGACUGUCCGCAGGGGAGGCACGGAACCGGCUGCGGUGGGCGGAUGGGAAGACCAUCAAGAACGAGGUGGACCUGCAGGUACUGCAUUUGCUGGGACCAAAGACAGAAGCUGACUUGGAAAAAAAGCCAAAGGCUGCGAAGUCCCGGCUGGCCCCGGUGGAGAAGCAGAAAGCAGCUGUGGUGGAGAAUGGUGACAUGGGCACAGAGACACAGUCGCUGCUGGAGCAGCUGCGGGGAGAGGCCCUCAAGUUCCAUAAGCCAGGAGAGAACUACAAGACAGAGGGCUAUGUGGUGACACCCAACACCAUGGCCCUGCUGAAGCAGCACUUGGCAAUCACAGGUGGGCAGGUACGGACGCGGUUCCCUCCUGAGCCCAAUGGGAUCCUGCACAUCGGCCAUGCCAAGGCCAUCAACUUCAACUUUGGUUAUGCCAAGGCCAACGGUGGUGUGUGCUUCCUGCGCUAUGAUGACACCAACCCCGAGAAGGAGGAGGAGAAGUACUUCACAGCCAUCCGGGAGAUGGUGGAGUGGCUGGGCUACCAGCCCUAUGCGGUGACCCACGCUUCGGAUUACUUUGACCAGCUCUAUACCUGGGCCCUGGAGCUCAUUCGCAGGGGUCAGGCAUAUGUCUGCCACCAGAAGGUGGAGGAGAUAAAGGGCCACAACCCACCACCCUCGCCGUGGCGGGAUCGGCCCGUGGAGGAGUCACUCCUGCUCUUUGAGGACAUGAGAAAGGGCAAGUUUGGGGAGGGAGAGGCCACGCUGAGGAUGAAGCUGGUGAUGGAGGAUGGGAAGAUGGACCCUGUCGCCUACCGCGUCAAGUUCACGCCACACCACCGCACCGGGGACAAGUGGUGUAUCUACCCCACAUAUGACUACACACACUGCCUCUGCGACUCCAUCGAGCACAUCACACAUUCCCUCUGCACCAAGGAGUUCCAGGCCAGACGCUCCUCCUACUUCUGGCUGUGCAAUGCACUGGAUGUCUACUGCCCCGUGCAGUGGGAGUAUGGGCGCCUGAACCUGCUCUACACUGUCGUCUCCAAGAGGAAGAUCAUCCGGCUGGUGGAGACGGGUGCUGUGAGGGACUGGGAUGACCCGCGGCUCUUCACGCUGACAGCCCUGCGCCGGCGCGGCUUCCCCCCUGAGGCCAUCAACAACUUCUGCGCACGGGUUGGUGUGACAGUGGCCCAGGCAACGAUGGAGCCGCAUCUGCUGGAGGCGUGUGCACGGGAGGUGCUGAAUGAGCAGGCACCCCGCGUCAUGGCUGUCCUAGAGCCUCUCAAGGUCACCAUCACCAACUUCCCUGCCCCAAAGGCACUUGAGGUCCUUGUGCCCAACUUUCCAGCCGAUGAGGGCCGAGGUUUUCACAAAGUGCCCUUUCACUCCACUGUCUACAUCGAGGAGACAGACUUCAGGGAGGAGGCAGAUAAGGGCUACAAGCGCCUCGCCCCCGGGCAGCCCGUGGGGCUGCGCCACGCUGGCUAUGUCAUAGCCGUCCAGAACAUCAUCAAGGAUGUCAGCGGGCGCGUGAUCGAGCUGGAGGUGACCUGCACCAAGUCAGACGUGGCAGAGAAGCCCAAAGCCUUCAUUCACUGGGUGUCAGAGCCACUGGCGUGUGAAGUGCGGCUCUACGAGCGGCUGUUUUUGCACAAAAAUCCCGAGGACCCAUCGGAGGUGCCUGGUGGAUUUCUGAGUGACCUCAACCCUGACUCCCUACGUGUGGUGCACAACGCCUUGGUCGACAGCUCCGUCCUCUCUGCCCGACCCUUUGACAAGUUCCAGUUUGAGCGACUGGGCUACUUCUCCGUGGAUCCUGACAGCGAGGAGGGGAAGAUGGUGUUCAACCGGACGGUGACGCUGAAGGAGGACCCUGGCAAGGCCUGA